This is a messenger RNA of Siniperca chuatsi (mandarin fish), 9964 nucleotides long. RefSeq names its product calcium-activated potassium channel subunit beta-4-like. Gene Ontology annotation, biological process: potassium ion transport; detection of calcium ion. The coding region runs from base 193 to 1191 and encodes 332 amino acids. The transcript is spliced from 4 exons. Gene Ontology annotation, cellular component: membrane; voltage-gated potassium channel complex. Lineage: Eukaryota; Metazoa; Chordata; Actinopteri; Centrarchiformes; Sinipercidae. The record is from RefSeq and is a predicted model, not a curated record. Gene Ontology annotation, molecular function: calcium-activated potassium channel activity; potassium channel regulator activity.
GUUAAAAGUACAAUAUUGGCUUCCAAAAUGUAGUGGAGCAGCAGAAAAUGGAAAAACUCAAGUAAAGAGACUGAUAAAGGACAAGAACUGGGAAGGAGGGAGGACGGAAGGAGGAUGAAUAGAGACAGUAGAGUAUAAAAUAGACUGAGAGAGAUAGAAGUGGAGAGAGAGUGAAGGAGGGAGGGAGGAUAAAUGAAGCCAGAGGGAGAUGAAACUGGUUUAGAGAAAGAAAGCAGCUGGUGUUUAAACUCAACAGUUUCUCAGCAGCAGUCGAACAGCGUCGCCUCCACCUUCUCCUUCAUCCUCCAUCCAUCCAUCCUCCUCUUCCUCUCCUCCUCCUCCUCCUCCUCCUCCUCCUCUGGUCUUCCUCUCCAUGCCGGCGGAGGUCUCCGCGGGGCUGCCAUGGCGAAGAUGCGGGUGUCGUACGAGUACUCCGAGGCCGAGGACAAGAGCAUCCGGCUGGGGUUGUUCCUGAUCGCCUGCGGGAUCCUCAGCCUCUUCAUCCUGGGCUUCUGCUGGCUCAGCCCGACCCUGCAGAGCCUCCAGAGCAAGCCGGCCAACUGCACGGUGGUGUCGGUGUUGCGUCCGGAGGAGAUGUUCGAGUGCGUGUUUACGUGCGGUACAGACUGUAAGGGGACGUCCCUUUAUCCCUGCCUGCAGAUCUUCGUCAACAACUCGGAGUCAAACUCUGUGGCUCUGCUGCACUUUGAUGAGCAACAACUGGUCCUCAACCCAAAGUGUUCAUACGUCCCUCCCUGUGAGAGGGACAACCAGAAGAACAAAGACAGCGUUUUGUGGUGGGAGGAUUACUUCACCAAAGAGGUCAGCAGCCAGUCCUUCACCUGCUUCUUCAACCAGCAGAGGAGGCCAGACGACGUGUUGUGGCGCCGUUCCCAUGACACCAGCGUCCUGCUGCACUGUGUCCUCUGGCCAAUGGUGUCGCUUCUACUGGGUACGCUCAUCGUGCUCCUGACGGUGUGUGCGCGCUCCCUGGCCGUUCGAGCUGAAGCUCUCCAGAAGAGGAAAUGCUCCUACGAAGUGUGCCAAGACCUGUCCGCCCGGCCCUCAGAUCGCCGCGGCAUCAAGGCCGAAGACCCGCUCGCGACGAACUCUGACCCCGAGCUGUCGUCGCCAACGAGGACCCUGCCGCUGUUUGCGGUGCCGGUGCGACGCCGUGAUCGAGAACAUUAAGAGGAAACGGAAAGCUGUUUUCACAUGAUGAAAUUCAAUCCCUUAGGAUGCUAACAAGCUGGUGAGCGAAGUCGACUAACUGGCUGAGGACGCCACCGACAACCCACUGCUGCCUGGUGCGGUUUGUAUGAUCAGAAACGUCAAAACCAGGAGUGAUUAUGAAAAGAGGACGAGGGGAAAUCCACACUGUUGCCUAUAACGUUAGAUUUCAGCAGAAACAUCAGCACCUUUCCUCUGAUUUUAACUCAACGAACUGGAUCAGUGGAGACUGUUGGACGCUGCUGAGUUGAACCUUCUGAUUAUAAUCAGCAUUUCUUCUGUGCUAGAGUCGUUACGGAGGGUUAUUAUAAUGACAAUAGUGCUGUGACAGAUGGUACAAUGUGUCAGGAAAAGUGAGGCAAACGGAAGGACUGACACCUGGAACUGCUCUUUACUGCGGUCUAAACUGUAGCUCUUCUAUUAAUAUAGUUUCCCUUUGAGUCCCAGUAGCCAUGAAUGUUAUUAAAUAGAGUCAAAGUGACCUGACAUCUCUUCAGGCUAGCUGCUGUUCCUCUAGCUUCUGUGACUCUUUCAGUGAGGGCUUCUUCAGUAGAGCUUUCUGAUAACAUGAAACUUGGGUUUGCAUUACAUAUUCGAAGAUAAAUGAGUCUACUAAAGCACUUUGAGAGUACAAUUCAAACCCUGUGUGAGUUUAACAAAGUCAAACAACGAUUCCUUUCUUAGUACCCAAAAAACCUACAGAUUUCAUGACUUUUUUUUUUUCCCCAGUGCACGUAAUAUGUCAUCGGCUUCUUCCACAUCCGUGAUAUCCACCAACGCUCUCUUCUGAUGUCUUUACAACUUUUUAGCUGUAAUCUCUGCUGUCGUUCAACCCUCCCUGCCCUACUGUUGUUACAGUCGCGUCCUCUAUUUCGAAGAUUAUUUUUGACGUUUUUUUGUCUAAUAAUAGAAAUACAGACAAAGGUCCGACAGAGGUCCUCGGCUGGAAUCAAACCGGGGACGCUGUGGCCGCAUUGUGUGCGUCCCGACCAUUACAACCCAUUACAGCCAUGUUAACUUCCUGUGGCCACUCAACUGGGCUCAUCCUGUCGAGUAACCAGCAAAGGUCUUGGGCUUAGAAAUCCUUAUAGGAAGACAUAGACAUAUGCAGUUAACUACACGACAUACUGUUUAGUAAAGCUGCGAUGUCGGGUUCGAUUUGUAGGAAUUGGUGUUUGUAAUGAAAAAUGUCAACUGAACCAGUUUCACUACGGCUCUCUGUAGGCGGAUGAGACAAAAGUGCAAAUGUAUAUGUAAAAUAAAUGAUGCAGUAAAUUAAAAAUAUAGUUCCUUUACCUUCAGUCAGUUGAUCAAAUAAAUAAGCUAUUCAUGUAUUUUACUCUCCCAUUUAUCUUUUCCUGGCUCUUUUUAUUUCUUCUUCUCAUUAUCAUGUACCCAGUGGUGGAAAAGUACUCAGAUCUUCAACUUAAGUAAGAAAAAAGAAAUAAGUCCUGGUUUUUACUUUAGUAAAAGUAAACACGUAUUACUGACUAAAUGUCCUGAAAGAGUAGUUCAGAUCAGUCUUUAUUGCAGCAUGAAAAAACAGACACAGAAACACACUAAUCCAUCAGUGAAAAGAAUAAAAAUAAAUAUCAGUUAGAAUAAGUAACACACAACAGCAGGAAAAACAAUAAGUGUAAAAACAAAACAAACAAAUGAAGACAGGUAAAAGAAAUAAAUAAUAAGAUCAACUGCGUUACACUGUUUCAGCAACAGUAACGUGUCAUUUUAUGAGUUUAUCGCAUGUUUAAUGUGAAAUAUGAAUCUGCUGAGUAACAACCAGCUGACACACACACACACGUAGAGGCGUAAACACUGUAAUAUUUCUCUCUGAAAUCUAGAAAAUAUCCCAAAAUGGAAACACGCGAGAAAGUACCAGUACCUCAAGAUUGCAGGUAAAUGCAGUACUCGAGUAAAUGUACUUUGUUACUUUCCAGUUCUGCAUGUGAACAACAAGGAAAAUGAAAAUUUGCUGCAUGGAAAACAGGAGGAGGUGAAGAAUCAAAGAGCCAGUAAAACAGCGAAUGGGAGAUACAUUUUUAAAUCAGUUUGAUUGGAGGUAAAUUUAAAUAAUUUAACUUACUUUAUCAUUUAUUUAUGUAUUCAAAUACACCCUUGACUCAUCAGAGGGCCCAUUAGUGGCUCCUGGUGCUUCUGGGACUCCAAACCGCCUCCUGGUUAAUGAUGUGAGAGCUCUUUGAACCAUGAAGGUGUUUGCAGACAGCAGGAACAAACCACAGGCUGGAGGUUAGACUGGGAGCUCCCAGUCUAAUGACGGAGGUUAGACUGGGAGCACAGCGGACACAACCACAGCAAAUGUUACGGGGAAAACUUCCCUUCAAGUCAAACCAAAACAAAGACAAGAUGCGUGUAAGUAUUCUGGUGUAGAGGAGUCAAAUAUAUCACAGAGUUUCAUUUAAUGUGGUGGCAAACAGUGGACUGCAGGCGGUGGUGGAAAGUAACUAAGUACAUUAAGUUCUGUACUUAAGUACAAAUUUGAGGUACUUGUACUUUACUUGAGUCUUCUCAUGUAACUUUCUGCUUCCGCCGCGUCUCAGAGGGAAAUAUUGCACUUUUUACUGCACUUCAUUUAGCUGACAGCUUUAGUUACUUUACAGAUUAAGGUUUUUGCACAAAACAUAUGAAGAGUUUAUAAAAUAUGAUGUUUUGUUAUAAAUUAAACUCCCCAACAGUUCUUACAAGUACAGCUGAAAGGGUUAAUUGAUUAGAAAAUGAAUUGGCAACUUUUGAUGUUUGAAGUCGUUUCUCCUGUAAAUCACUUCCUGGCUGCAGCUCCUCAGAUGUGCAGAUCUGCUGCUUUUCCUCUGAACGACUGUAAUAACUGUGAUGUUUGUUAAUAACGUCGAGCUUUGGACUGUCGGUCGGACACGACGACGCGGUGAAGGCGUCACUUUGGGCUCUGGGUCGUCGUGACGGCGUUUCUCACCGUUUUCACAAGUUUUCCAAACCGAUCGAUCGAUCGAUGGAGAAAAGAAUCGGCAGAUGGAUCCAGAAUGAAAAGCAUCAUCAGCUGCAGUCCGAUUAGACUCACACACUUUUACUGAAGCAACAUUUUGAAAUCAGGACUUUUACUGCACCAGAGUAUUUUUACUUCAGUAGAGGAUCUGAAUACGUCCUCCACCACUGACACGUCAGUCAUAUUGGUUCAAUUUACGGCCACAUUGGGUAUUUUAUGGGUGAAAAUGCUCCAGAACAUAAUUUAAGGAUGUUGAGAAGAAACAUAUUUUUGAUCCUAAAUUUGGUGUUAUUAUUAUUAUAACACUAUAUGACCAAAAGUAUGUGGACACUUCAUUAUUACACGUAUAUGACAAGAGUGUCCACAUACAUAGUUUACAUUAUGCACCAAGAGAUAAACAUUGAAACGGGACAAAGCUUUGGAUCACAACAUUAUUAUUAUAGUGAGCCAUGUUUGGGUUCUGAGCCCUUUAACCCGGUUGUGUUUUAAAAUCUUGGGAAGUAGAUUUCCUUUAGCUCCACAGCAUAAAGACUGUCCUUCACCUUUAACCUGAUGUGUGAUGCGCUCAAGUCCCUCACUUGGGUUUAAUGCAAACCAGUGUCAACUAAAGCUGUGCAGACACUGUAUGUUUUAAUUAAUCUUGUAUGUUGCGUUAAGUCGCGCUUCACAUUUUAUUCAUCCUUUCUGCACGGACCAAACAUUUUAUUUAAUGCUCGCACUGUACGGAUCAGUCGCCCCGUCACAAGCUGGAGCUCACACUGAACGUAAACGUGAAACGCCUGAUCCCAUCGACACUUCCAUUAAAGUUUUAUUCAAACACGAUGACCCCGUCGUUGAAAGUGUUGACAAAAAAAGAUGAACUAUAAUGAAAGGAAAGUACAAAGUCAAAAGAAGAACGUGGACCCACAGAAAGCUGACAGAUGCAGACAGUCAUGUUGGGAAAUCAGAUCUCUGAACUGCUCAAACUGCAAGAAACCCACCAAAAGAGCCGCCAGAACUCAAACCAUUCGUCCAACACGUCGUGACCUCAAACUGAACGUCAAACGACCAAUCUGACAGAAGUUCAGCCCGAUUGUACAAUCAGUCAGAGGCGAACGAUUCAGUUACAAUCUUAAUCCGUACAGUGUCUGCCCGGCAUAAGACGACAGACAAGCCUCUAAACAACCAGCGCAUCAAUCAAGUCCUUGAAUCUAAUUAAGAAGAUAAUGAAAGGAUGUUGUAACGAUAAAGCUAAAGCCUGAUCAGUGAAUGUUAAACAGACGUGCUGCUGCUCAGUAAACGCUGGGGAAGGAGGACUCGACAGCCUCAGGAUGAAGACGACACAUGGCCGGUGCCCAGAGGCCUUUCAAACGUUGCCCUCGGCAGUAAGCAGGACAAAAUAUAGACCAUGUGAAUAAAAGAUGCUUUUGACCUAAUUUACACUGAGUCACUUCACGUGUUUAUUGCAGAUCUGUACAGCUCAGUGUAUUCAGGGUGGACUGAAAUCUGAUUGUUCAAACGACCUCUGGAGGAGGUGUUGAAAAGGUGUAAAUGUUUUUGUCAGUUACUAAACGGCUUCACGGUUGAGAUUAAUUCUGGACUCUUUGUUGUGAUAAAUCGCCGGUGGUUCAUGUUUGAAUUCAUCCACUGAUUCAGCAUCUUUGCUGUGUGUUUGUUUUUAGAUGAGCAAUAAGGCCGGACUAUAAGAUAAUUAUGUGUUCUUUCUAUUUAACGUCUGUCCAUCAGUGGGAUUCGCACUUAAAAAGUAGAGGAACUAUUUUGUUUGGGAAGAGCGGUUUCCCUCCAUGUGUAGCAUGUGUCAUUUUAAAUACUCUGCACUGUAAUGUCUUUGUCUGUCUGUCUGUGAAUUUAUAGUUUCUGCAGAACACAUAUUGUUCUCCACAGUUGAAAAUCUAUGGUUAAACCAACAGGGCAGCCAUGUUUGGUUUAGCUGAAACGUUUCUCUAACAGUCUGUACAGGUUAUUGUGCAGCUGAAAUGCUUUCUUCACUCCUGUAGAUCUGAUUGGCUGUUUGGCACCACACAGACAGGUGUCAUCAGUGAUCUAUGGCUGUGCUUCAUUUGGAGGCGUGCAGGUGUUGUUACAAAGUGAAAAGCGCAGGGAAAAGCCACUUCAAUGCAGAGCAGGCGGCAGGUUGAAUGGUUGAAUCUCUCUCAGCUAAAAAACCAGCAAACAGCCGCAGGUGGUGGAGAUGUUCUGGUACACUUUCAUUUGAUCUUUUCACAGAUUCUGCUGAGAAACAGAAGUACAGUACAGAAAAUGUUCCAUCUGGAUUCAUUUUAGCAAUGUGAAAUGUGUUUGUUAGUCUGCAUUGUUUACAAUGCUGUUGGUACACAUGAUAUUUUGUUUACUUGCUGCACAAGCCGUUAAUUCAAGUCGGCAUAGGCGGUGGCUCAGACCGACACUGUGCUGUUAAGCUUUUGGAGCGCACCUUUUGGCUCGGACGCCAUGCUGCCUCCCACAGAGGAGGGGGGAGCCCUGAGGGAUUCAGGAGGCCCAGGUCUGGACAGCAGGCCUGGAACAAUUUACUGAGUCAGAGCUGUUUUCAAACCAAGUCAGUAUAAAAACCUGUUGGUGUCGUCCCUCUUCGGAAGGAGUUUGGGUUUACUUUGCCACCUUCCUGUGAGUUAUGGAAGUAGUGAUAGUAUCAAAAAUGCACUAUGGCAGACAGCGAUGCACACCAGACUCUGACAGGUAAACGCUGAUUAUACAGCCUUUCUCACCUAUCGUGAACAGUCGUGCAGGGAGUCCGUACGGCAGCAUAUCAGGAUCAUCAUACAGUAUUUUGUCUGUGUGGAAUUUUCUUAAUUCCUGUACAAUAAUCUGUCGUCUUCUUCUCUCUUGUUUCGACACACUCAUUUCCAGAAAGCUCUUGAAACAAGGGAAGCAGCACUGGGGGGAAAAAAAAAAAAAAAGUGUGAUUCCUGUUUUGAGUACAAUAACUUUCACAGGCUGAAUUUGAGACUCAAUUACUUUUCUGCCACGCAGCAGAGUUAACAAUAGAUCUGCUAUCACCAAACAUGAUUCAUCCUGUAUCAGAGGGAGUUUUUGAUCUUCAAGUGUUGUCUCCAAAUUCCUACCACCACCAACAGUCUAAAAAUUACCUACAUGUUGCUUAGCAACAGCCACAAGGCCGAGUGAUGUCGCUGCCAAUGAAAAGUGAAACAGCCGAACUUGAGUCUGCGGCUGCUUCUGUUCUCUGUGUGAACUGACUGUUGUUGUAAAUACAUCUUUUCCUCCUCAGCUCAGCUGUGGGACCGUGUUUUAUCACCAUGUUUUGUGGUAAACUUGACUGUUGCUGUACGCUGCUGUAGCACAUUUUGUUUGCGCAGCUCCUCGUGGAAAAUGUUGUUCUGUGUCGAUAUUUGUACAUCUCAGAUUCGUGUCGUUGAUUUGUGUCGGUGUUUGAGUUGGACCUGAGCAGAAGCAGAAACCAGAUCUUUAGCAACGUUUGACUGAAAACAAACUAAGUAUAAUGUGCAGAAACAGUGCUUUCAAGUUUCAUUAUUCUCCGUCUCUGCAAUAGUUUUUCUAAUAGAUUUUUCUGCAAAACUCAAAUAGACUCAUAAACGAACAAAUGAAUCAUCUUGUUUUACACGCAGAGCCAUAUCUAACCGUAUAAAGCUAAAAUGAAAAUGAAAUAUUUCGUGACCCACUUAGGGAAGCAAAAACCUUUUUCAAGUUUCUGCACAUAUAAAACUAUCUGCUGCACAUGGAAACUAUCUGCUGCACAUAUAAAACUAUCUGCUGCACAUGGAAACCAUCUGCUGCACAUGGAAACCAUCUGCUGCACAUGGAAACCAUCUGCUGCACAUGGAAACCAUCUGCUGCACAUGGAAACCAUCUGCUGCACAUGGAAACCAUCUGCUGCACAUGAAAACUAUCUGCUGCACAUAUAAAACUAUCUGCUGCACAUGGAAACCAUCUGCUGCACAUGAAAACUAUCUGCUGCACAUGUAAAACUACUAUCUGCUGCACAUGUAAAACUACUAUCUGCUGCACAUGAAAACUAUCUGCUGCACAUGUAAAACUACUAUCUGCUGCACAUGUAAAACUAUCUGCUGCACAUGAAAACUAUCUGCUGCACAUGAAAACUAUCUGCUGCACAUGAAAACUAUCUGCUGCACAUGAAAACUAUCUGCUGCACAUGUAAAACUAUCUGCUGCACAUGAAAACUAUCUGCUGCACAUGAAAACUAUCUGCUGCACAUGUAAAACUAUCUGCUGCACAUGUAAAACUAUCUGCUGCACAUGAAAACUAUCUGCUGCACAUGAAAACUAUCUGCUGCACAUGUAAAACUAUCUGCUGCACAUGUAAAACUAUCUGCUGCACAUGUAAAACUAUCUGCUGCACAUCUAAAACUAUCUGCUGCACAUCUAAAACUAUCUGCUGCACAUGAAAACUAUCUGCUGCACACUAGAAACUUAUGGACAAAAAAGAUUUUGCUCAUGUCCCCUUAGGGGUUUCACAAAAUAUGGCUCAGCUAAGUCGUGUGUUGUCAUUUCUGUGCUGGUAGUUGCACACCACACACCUGUGCAUCAACGUAUUUUCUUGUAAGCUUGAGAAACCUUCUGGCGCCCAUGGGCACCUGUCUGAUGUGCACCAGAAGCCUGUAGAGAAGACAUCUUUGCUCAUGUUCUCCAAACAGUCUACUUAUCUACAAACUCCAGUUUCCAAAGAAAAUUUGGUGAAUUCUGGCAUUCAGUUGCAUUUUACAGCAUGGUGCGACAUUUAGGGACAUCGGGAAAACACACAACAGUUGUAUGACUCCAUGAAUGUAGAGUGGCAGGAGCAGGAACUACUGAUGUAGCUCCAUGAUGUAGCUUUGGUUUUCUCCCCUUUCCUUCCUUUCUUUCUCCCCCUUUCCCCAAACGUUUUUCCUUUCCUUUUGAACUUUUCUUUCGUUUCCCCUUUUAUUCCUCCAUCUUUCUUUCUUUCAGUUUUUGUUGCGCUAAAAUUAAAAACAUGUUGUUGUUGUUGUUUUUUUCUGAAAACAGCAACUUUGGCAAAUCAGAAACAAAAUAAAACAAAGAGAAACUUUUAUGAAUCAGAUUUCUUUCUGCUGUCAACGCUUGUUUUUUUUCUGUGUGACAUCGCUAAUGUCGACAGCAUAAACGAGGUUUCAGCUGUGUAAACUGAGUAACAGCCAUCUUGUUGUCCUGUUUCUGGAUUUCCCCUGAAUCAUCCGUACUCUCCAAAGAAAAUGUAGCUUCACUGUAGCAUUUUCGUGUAUUUUUAUGAGACUUAAUGAGCUGUUGCUGUCUUUCUGUCCGAGAUGAAAAAUGUUGGGUUUUCUAUCUAAAGCCAUAUGCUAAGCUGUGAACUGCAGUAGCAACUAAACGCUGUAUUUCGCUUCUUCUAUUCUUGCAGACGUGGUUUUGGUAUUUAAUGGGAUUUUAAUUGAUUUUCUGAUUUAUUUUUCCCUCCUGAGUUAAUCCACACUGUAAAAUUCAGUAACUGACGGCUGACAUGGAGGAAAAUGUAUCUGUUAGUUACUUUAAGUCUUUCGUUUACUGUAUUAAUAUCAUUACUAUUGUUAUUGUUAUAAUGAGUGAGCAGGAAGCUCCUUUUUUUCUUUUAUAUCACACCUUUGUACUCUGCACUGUGUUGUCUGCAGGUAUUUUGUCAUCUUUCAUCUCCAAACCUCAGCUGUGUACCAUGUGACCCAGGUAGCCGCUUCACCCGUGUUUUAACGAUAACAAUGAUAACUAUAGUGCCUGAUAGAGAUCUUUAAUAAAAACACAUUUUGUCUUCAAA